AUGGCUGUGAACGAGAGCACGUCAUUGUGGCAGUCGCAAGCCGAUUCCGUGAGGUCUACACGGGCAUCAAGACGUCGUUGCAACGCCGGGCCUUUCUCUAUAAUGACGAUGCAAUGCAUGGCUCGAACUGUGGCUGUUGUGGGGCUACUGAUAGUCAUUUACGUUAUCGAUAAGACGAUCCUGACCACCAGAGCAGUAUCUAAAGCUCAAGAGACAAUCUCUGAGACAGCAGCGCUCCGUAUGGAAAAGGUGGAAAGCAAUCACAAGGAUGAUGAUGCAUCAAAUGAUGCAGUGCUGUUUCUGCCGGGAUUCGGAGCUCCUUUGGAGAAGCAGUAUGCUGGUCUCGUUGGAGUGAAUAGUGUCCACGGUGGCAAGCUCUUUUAUUGGUUCUUUGAGACACGUGCAACGUUGCAGAUUGACGAACAAACCCCAUUGUUAUUGUGGCUUAAUGGAGGACCUGGUGCAUCGUCUAUGACGGGUUUACUUGCUGAAAUGGGACCCUAUCGACUGACAACGGAACGGAAACUCAUUCCACAUGAAUACACGUGGACAAAUAUUGGUCACAUGCUGUUCUUUGACCAACCCGUUGGAACAGGCUAUUCGUUUGUGCGUGACGAGGUUGGACACGUCAAUACACAGGAAGAGGUAGCUGAACAACUUUAUCGCGGUCUUCAAGAAUUUUUUAGACGUCACCCAGAGUACAGUCAUAAUCCGUUGUACAUAUGCGGCGAAUCAUAUGCUGGCAAAUAUGCUCCGUCGCUCGCGCACUACAUCCACAUGAAAAACGAUAGUGCACUGGAGAAGAAUGACAUUGUAAUUAAUUUGACGGGAGUGGCCAUUGGCAAUGGUGACAUGUGGCCGGUCUUGCAGACCCGUUCUGUACCAGAUUUUGCUAUUGCCUUGGGGCUAAUCGAUUCACAGCAGUACGAAGAUGCGAAUGCACAGAUUAGCGUAUGUGAAGAAUUGCACCGACAAGGCCGCGACGUAGACGCGUUUCACGUAUGUCAAGCUGUCACGCAGAAGAUCUAUGAAGCCGCAGGGAACCCGUUUAUUUAUGACAUUCGCCAAUCAAGCAAUACAUUUACGGAUCUGAGCACAGUACUUUCAAGCUUUUUCAACGACGACGCAGUGCGACGAGCGCUGAAUGUGCCCCCGGGUACACUAUGGCGGUCGGUGGACGGAUCAGCCUAUGGCACGUCACCUUCAGCGCCAGCACUUGUGCGUCAUCUACUGCAGGACGAGAUGCUAGACGUCCCCAUUGACGUGUUCCGCGAUCUACUGGACAAUUACAAGUUUCUCUUCUACGCUGGUAAUAUGGACGGCUCAAUUUGUAACAACUUGGGUGUAGGACAAACUAUCGACCGACUCGCCUGGACAGACACAGCCAAGUAUCGUGUGGCCAAGCGACAGCCCUGGAUAGUGAACGGUCGCGUCGCGGGGCUGGUCAAAACUGCUGGUAAUAUGAGCUACGUAGUGGUGCUGAACUCGGGUCACCUGGUUUCUACAGAUCAGCCGGAGGCCUCCUUGGACAUGAUGCGGCGUUUCAUCAACAACGAGCCAUUCUUCACGCUGCUGUAA
Messenger RNA from Peronospora farinosa, 1578 nucleotides. Lineage: Eukaryota; Oomycota; Peronosporomycetes; Peronosporales; Peronosporaceae. The record is from the annotation of a GenBank genome assembly.